Sycon ciliatum is the source of this 4094-nucleotide messenger RNA. RefSeq lists its product as uncharacterized. NCBI's taxonomy places the organism in Eukaryota, Metazoa, Porifera, Calcarea, Leucosolenida, Sycettidae. The transcript has 9 exons. The record is from RefSeq and is a predicted model, not a curated record. Bases 262 to 3615 code for a protein of 1117 amino acids.
CCUGACAAUGAUAUUAGUCUUUCCCGGAUGACUGCUCGAGAAGUACAACACCGUCCGGAGAGGAGUUUCUGAAGCUAGUUUCAAGGAUAGCAGAGAAAGACAUUUUUACCAGAAUAAUCGCCAUUGUCCGCCAGCAGCAACACCGAUUCCUACGCACGCGGUGUCUCGAGGACUUUUACUCUACUGAACGACUCAGAGUCGACCUGGGUCCCGGGGCCACCCGAGCGUGGCGAGUUUCGAAGGGUGCAUCGUCGUCGCGUCAUGCUAGGCAGCAUGAAGCCAUCAGCCACACAGUUACCCCGGUCGCUUUCUCGGUACUGCCUAAUGCUGCUGUUCUGGCAGGGGAUUUUCUGGACAAGAAUCAGCACAACCGCGUCACCCCUGGCCCUGGACCUGCGUGUGACAGCUUGGCAGCCAGCACGGGAAGGAUUCCCUCAAGAUUUGAUUAAGCUACCUGACAUUGCCGUAAGAAACACCUCUAGGAAGGUAGGGGUUGGACAUGGCAGCUCAGAAUCAUGGAAUGUGUCAUCCCCGGAGGAACACACAGACCGCAAUGAUGCGCUCAUCAUCGGUCCUGAUAAUAUGCUGGCAAGUAACUUGAGCCGGGUGAAGUUAGUUGACACCGCGGAUGUUGAUCACAGCGACACAAUGAAGCCUACUGCUGCUGCGAACCAAGUGCGACGAGUGCCAUCGGAAAGCCUGCCGGGGCUGAGAGUUUCGCCAUCAGCAGUUCCUCGACCACCUGCUGUCCUUGAACAUAGCAAGAACACAUCGUUUCGGGGAAUACUGGACACGUCUAUUGUAGACCAUGGGAAAACAAGAGAUAACAUGUCCUGGUUGGGCCUGGCAGGCGGUGGAGUCUGCUUUCUACUGAUGGCCAGUGUGAUUGCCAUUCUUCUUGUCAAUAAACUAAGGACAACACAUGGACAGAAGACAAUGACCCAGCGGGAGGAACUGGCUAAACUCAGCCCUUAUGGAGGCGCUCAUGGUCUGCACCCUCCAGUGUAUUCCCUCCCUGGUCUGGUACACACCACUCCUAGCCCAGCUCUGUUUGAAUCCAGCCACAGUGCGGUCGUGCAACCCAUGAGCAUUCCGAGAGAAGGGCUCGUUCUGGCUGAAACCCGGCAACUGAACAGUUCUGACUCUGGAUACCAUAGCAACAAUGAAGGCACAGAGCCUUCGCCAAUGGCUGGCAGCGCCUUGCCGUUUUCAAAUACCGGAAUGGCCCUCAACAAAGUCGUUUCCAUGUCACACAUUCAGAAUGACUCCCCGGUCAUAGAUGGUCGAUGUGUGAGUCAAACACCAACCAUUGCCCCUGCUAUGAAUCAGGCCGAGCUUGUCAAUGGUUCCUGUGACAGCUCUAGCUUCUCUAGCAGCUCCAGGAUGCGCCUAGCAUCUUUCAGCACAUCCGUGACCAGUUUGGGAUCAAUGUCAUCUCGUUUGUCUUCCGCCGAUAUCCAGUCCCAGGCCCUCGCAUUCGUACGGGAACACUGCAACUUGUUCGACGGUCCUCGUCUGGUGGAUGUCAUCAACACUGACGACCUGUCCAGGGGAGAACACCACAUGCUGCAUUACUCCGGUUGCCACUUCCAGCGUGAUCCCAUGCCUUCCAUCGAGUCGUUAUUUUACGACUCGCAUCUCGCCUUUGCCACCGUGACGAACGAGGGCUUGGCACCGUGGACGGCGCAUCAGUGCAGUGACAUCAUUGCAGUAGCGAACCUCUGUGGGCCCGUGAUGCAGUCCAUCAUUUUGACGUUUGACUUGCACCACAAGGUGAAAGUGACCGGCGGUCAAACCAACCUGGUGAUCAUGAACUUUGAUCACGAACAGGAACACUGGGUCGUAAUGAAGCACGUACUCACUGCUGACGUGUCGUCAGAUGGCUGGGAGGCUUCGACCAGAGUCACCACACAUGGACUGUAUGUUGUCAUGGAAACGGAGUGUGACGACUCCACCAUCCUGGGUUGCGCAGUGCCAACAGUCGAGACGGCACGCAUCUUUGCACAUGGCGGUACCGAGGGUAACGACAACGGAACGCAUGCAACAACCAGACCGAUAGAGGAUAGUAACCCGUCGUCCAGCCUGGCAAUGCAGCGAGCAUCACUCAGAGCAACACGAUUGCACGGCAAUCUUGGUCAUGACGAUGAGGAUGACGAUGACGACCCUUGGAGAAAUCGCUACAAGAACAGUGUGGCCGGAGAACCAGAGGUCACUUGGCCACGCAACGCGCUGUUUACUAUGCACACUCUGAAGCACCGUGAAGCAGGUGGUGAGGUGUUGGUCAUGUACCGUAUGACACUCUUGCACGGCAGAUACCGGCCAGAUCAUUAUCAACUCCGUCGUAUACGUGCAGAGAUGGAUGCACGGCACUUCAGCACAGAAAUGAAGAACAUCGCACAAGUUCAGAACCUACAGCAGGAUCAUCUCAUUGAGGUGGUAUUCAGUCAUCCGUGCCAGGGUGUUUCAAUACCAGAGCACUACUCAAGCAGGUGCAUUGCUGCAGCUGAUCUAGAAGCUAGUUCAGCAAGUGACUUCUACGUUCUCUUGGAGCUAAGCAAGGAGCCUGAAGAUGCUACAAUUUCCCUGCGGCUGAUCGUAAACAAGGUGACUGGCACAGGACUACGCCAGGGUGUUUCCGUCUACCCUUACGUAACGUUUCCGCUGCCACCUUGUCACGACGGUCCGGCAAACAGCCAGACCAAGGGUGAGGAUGAUGCAACUGGCAGAGCAGCUACUGCAAUAGUCAGUGAAGAGAAAGUGGUUGAACCGAUCGCAUCCACCGAUGACAAUGAGAGUAUCAUCAGCAUAUCAGUGCAUGGUCGUGUACAGCGGCGGUGCAUCAGUACAGCGACGUCAUGCGCAUCGAGCGUGCACACAGCAUUCAGUGUGGCCCGCGUGCAGCAGGCCGCGCACAUUGCAGGCAGCGGUGAGGCAGAGAAUGUGCCAGUGGAGGAGAGCCGCCAAGAAGCCAAUGCUGUUGCUAGCUCUACAGUAGCAGCACUAGUGGUGGCUAAACCAACAGCACAAUCGAUACAUCACACCGACCUGGCACACCAAGACCAGAUACGAUUGCGUGGCAACCAGACUCCUCGGCAUGAUCUGCCAGUGGACAUGCUAUAUCAAGGUGAGCAGCAGGGACAAGCAGCACACUACCAAGACAACACCUCACAACGUCAAGGACAGCAUCCAGCAGUUCAGCCCCAACAUAACCGCCAUCACCCACUACGCCAGUUUCCAGGCCAGGAGUAUCAACACGAACAACAGCUAUGUGAACCCCACUCUGGCCAACACGAACAACAGCUAUGUGAAUCCCACUCUGGCCAACAGCCUGUCAUUGAACAGAUACACGUUGCUGCAACGUUACCUUCAGCUGCUUCUCAACCUGUGCAGUGUUCGGAGAACAGUUCCGGGUACUUGUCUGCUGAUCACGACAGCGAUGACCUGGCAAGCAGCAAGAGUAGUGUUGGGAACGCACCGAUUGCCGGCUGUAGCGAUUCCGGUAGGCACGUAUUACACACAACCGGUGUAUUGCUUCAACCUGAACAUUCUCCCAGGAAUAGUGCUGCUUCUUCUGCUGCUUCUGCCUCAGACCCGGUGCGAGAAUCUGAGGUCUGAUCAGUGAACGGAAAUGCACAGCAUGGAUAGAUACUGGUAUAUGUACUUAGAGGCAGGCAUACAUACACUUCAGGCUCUUGAACAUUUUUUUAAGUUUUCACAAGUAUACUUGAAUCCAUUGUUCAUGUUCAUUUGAUUUUGCCUGUAUUUCAGCCUGAAGUGUGUCCCACUUCUAAGUAUAAUAACUGCAUUCCUAUCUCCAAGGAAACUAUUAUGUGUAGAUAACAAUUCAAAUUGUGCCCAACAGCAAAGAAGAAUUACUAGCCUUGGUAGAGUGGUGAUACAUGGACAUUGUCAUAUUCUCUUUAUUUUCACAUUGUUUUCGCAUCGUUUCCAUCGCUUGACAUUGUUUAUCAAAUUAAUUCAACGUCAUUUCAGCUAGUCCUCCUCCUACAUUCACGGCACCCAGCAUAACACAAGUAAGGUAAAGAAGACCAGAGUCUAAAGCUUUGAAGAAUGAAGUUGAAGACACUAAUGCA